Messenger RNA from Eurytemora carolleeae, 1687 nucleotides. RefSeq names its product male-specific lethal 3 homolog (gene msl-3). The transcript has 12 exons. Gene Ontology annotation, cellular component: MSL complex; NuA4 histone acetyltransferase complex; nucleus. The record is from RefSeq and is a predicted model, not a curated record. Gene Ontology annotation, biological process: chromatin organization; regulation of DNA-templated transcription. The coding region runs from base 151 to 1671 and encodes 506 amino acids. Lineage: Eukaryota; Metazoa; Arthropoda; Copepoda; Calanoida; Temoridae.
GCCGAGUGCAACAUUAAAGUAGCCUAAUUGAAUGUCGAAAUAAAGUCAAGAAGUUUAAUUUAGGAUUUUUACGCCUUUUAUACAAUAAAAAUUAGUUGUAGAUGUGCCGAAAUUGAAUAUAAUAAAAAAUUUUGUGCUCAGAAUUUCAAAAUGGUUUCUACCCGUGGACCCAAACCUAAAUUUGAUAUCGGUGAGCGUGUUUUGUGUUAUGAACCUGACCCUAAGAAAAUUAAAAUGUUGUACGAUGCUAAAAUUCUUGAUCUAAGACCAAGUCAAAAGGGUUCUCCGGAUGAGAAAAACCGACGAGGAUUCGAUUAUUUUGUUCAUUUCCAGGGAUGGAAUUCAAGUUGGGACAGGUUCGUGGCUGAUGACAUGCUCCUAAAGGACAACGAAGAUACGAGGAAGGAACAAAGACUUCUUUACGAGGAAACAGAAGAGUUUAAAAUGAGAAAAGACAAAAGUAGAAAAAGAAAAUCAACUGACAAGACGAGGGCUAGUUUGGAUUCGAACCCGAUCAGUCCUGUUCCUUCAGAUACAUCAUCAGAGUUUAAAUAUCAGAUGAAGCGAGGUCGGGAGGAGAGGAUGAGUCUGCUGGACUCCGAGGACGAGGAGAUUCAGUUCAAGAGGAACUUCAGCGAGGAGCUGGUAAACCAGAGCAGGGAGGAGUUGGACUACAAGGAGGAGCAUGAUCCUUCUUCAAGUCCAAGGGAGAAUGGAAAUGAUGAUGAACCUGAUGAUGAGAAGGUUGAAGGUGGUGUUGAUGAGACCGAGGAUAUUUGUACCGAACCUAUCCCUCUCAACCUACCACAACAACUAAAAACUGGACUUGAACUAGACUUUAAGUUUAUCUCAGAUGGAAAGCUGGUUAAACUUCCUGCUCAACCUAAUAUUAUAACACUUCUGGAGGGAUAUGUCAGAAACUACGCUAUUAACCGGUUAUCCGCAUUAGAGAAACAAAACCAGAAGCAACAUCAAUACAGACAGCCUGAGAAGCAGGAAAGCGAACUAUUCGAGGAUGUCAUCGCGAGUAUAAAUAUUGUUAAGGAAGUAGCUGAAGGAUUAAGAAUCAUAAUAGAUUUUCAUCUCUCCACGUUCCUUCUCUACCCACAAGAAAGUGAACAAUUCAUAAAAUCAAAGAGUAUCCGUCCUCACAUGGAAAGCAUUGAACGCCUGGUGUCUGAAAGCUCUCCAAUACCUCCCCUUGAACCCAUUGUGAAGACGAAAUCAAACUCUGUAAAAAAAGACUCUUCAGAAGAGGUUGUGAAAAAGAAACCUUCCCGAAAAUCCACGAAAAAAGAAAGCGAAUGUGAAAAUCCGCUAGUUCACGGAUCAGCUGGAAGCACAGCUAGCGCCAGCAGCGGCGCGGAAACCCCGGUCCUUCCAUCCUCAAACCAUACUCAGUAUCCACAGUCCAAGAAAUCUCAUCAAAUACUGCGGGAACUCUACAGUUGGAAACUACUCCCAGAGUCGGUUUAUUUCGAAGAACCGGUUCCGGCCAGUCUUAUCUAUGGUGGUGUUCACCUAGCUAGGUUUAUGGUCAAGCUUCCAGAUAUUUUUCUCAAGAUGAGAUUUAAGAACAAGAAACUCAAGUUUAUCUCAAAGUUUAUUGAGUUCUUGGUGGAAUAUAUCUCGUCUCAGACAGACAUUUUUGCCCCGGCGGUUUAUCAAUGAAAUUAUGAUUAUUUAA